UUUCUGGCGUUCCAUGUUAUCACAGGAUACUUCUACACCUUCGUAGAUUGCUACGGCGUGUCGAUGCUGCCUACAAUCUACAGCUCCGGCGAAUGGGUCUUCAUCAGCAAAUACUACAGAAGAGGAAGAGGCGUAAUCCCAGGAGAUCUUGUUAGCUUCGACCACCCGGUCAAGGAGGGACGGGCGAUCAAGCGGGUCAUUGCAUUGAGCGGUGACUUUGUGCUUAUGAACUCGCCCGAUAAGAGCGAUGCUAUGAUACAGAUUCCAGAAGGACACUGCUGGGUAGUGGGGGACAAUUUGCCUCAUUCGCGGGACUCUCGAAUGUUCGGUCCUUUGCCCAUGGCGUUGAUUAAUGGAAAGGUCACGGCAAAG
Messenger RNA from Zymoseptoria tritici IPO323, 372 nucleotides. RefSeq names its product putative IMP1. The annotation marks the transcript as partial. NCBI's taxonomy places the organism in Eukaryota, Fungi, Ascomycota, Dothideomycetes, Mycosphaerellales, Mycosphaerellaceae. Gene Ontology annotation, cellular component: membrane; mitochondrial inner membrane peptidase complex. The transcript is spliced from 2 exons. Gene Ontology annotation, molecular function: serine-type endopeptidase activity. The record is from RefSeq and is a predicted model, not a curated record.